This is a messenger RNA of Scophthalmus maximus (turbot), 2306 nucleotides long. Its product is annotated as tyrosine-protein kinase ZAP-70. The record is from RefSeq and is a predicted model, not a curated record. Gene Ontology annotation, biological process: cell surface receptor protein tyrosine kinase signaling pathway; innate immune response; cell differentiation. NCBI's taxonomy places the organism in Eukaryota, Metazoa, Chordata, Actinopteri, Pleuronectiformes, Scophthalmidae. The coding region runs from base 134 to 1948 and encodes 604 amino acids. Gene Ontology annotation, molecular function: ATP binding; non-membrane spanning protein tyrosine kinase activity; signaling receptor binding. The transcript has 13 exons. Gene Ontology annotation, cellular component: cytoplasm; extrinsic component of cytoplasmic side of plasma membrane.
ACGUUACACUGCUGUCAGAUCAGCAGAUUUAACUUUGUCUUUGCAGCAGCAGCAGCAGCAGCAUCGCAGAGAAACUGUCUCUCCACAAUCUACAUCCAGGACACAAAGCCAAAGUCCAGCUUGAAGUCUCACCAUGUCCACCGACCCUGCGGCCGAGCUGCCUUUCUACUAUGGCAGCAUCAGUCGCUUAGAGUCCGAGCAGCACCUGAAGCUGGCUGGGAUGGCCGACGGCCUCUUCUUGUUGCGCCAGUGUCUCCGCAGUCUGGGAGGCUACGUCCUGUCCAUCGUGUGGAACCUGGAGUUCCACCACUACUCUGUAGAGAAACAGCUGAACGGGACUUACUGCAUCACAGGGGGGAAGCCUCACUGCGGGCCCGCAGAGCUCUGCGAGUUCUACAGCAAGGACCCGGACGGGCUGGUGUGCAUCCUGAGGAAACCCUGCCUGCGCUCCGCGGACACACCGAUACAGCCCGGCGUCUUCGACAGCCUGAGAGAAAACAUGCUGAGGGAGUAUGUGAGGCAGACCUGGAAUCUGGAGGGAGAAGCCAUGGAGCAGGCCAUCAUCAGUCAAGCCCCUCAGCUCGAGAAGCUGAUCGCCACCACGGCCCACGAGAGGAUGCCUUGGUAUCACAGUAAAAUCACCCGGCAGGAGGGUGAGAGGCGGCUUUACUCUGGAGCACAACCGGAUGGAAAGUUUCUAGUGAGAGACAGAGAGGAGACUGGGACUUUUGCUCUCUCCAUGAUGUAUGGGAAGACAGUUUACCACUAUCAGAUUCUCCAAGAGAAAUCAGGGAAGUUCUCCAUGCCGGAGGGAACAAAGUUUGACACAAUCUGGCAGCUGGUUGAAUACCUGAAGAUGAAACCUGACGGCCUGGUGACAGUUCUCGGAGAGGCGUGCCUCAACGGCAAGGCGGCUGGAAAGACGCCCAAUCUUCCUGCAACAAGGCGACCAAAUGGAUACACACCGCCACCUCGAGCUAUAGCAGCGGCCUCCAUCGUGCCCGCAGAGCGCGAGGUUCUGCCCAUGGACUGCAGCGGGUUCAACCCGUACAAUAACCCCAACGACAUAAAGAGAUUCAACAUCCAGAGGAGUCAGCUGCUGGUCGACGAGGUGGAGCUCGGCUCAGGAAACUUUGGCAGUGUCAAGAAGGGAGUCUUCAAGACGGAAUCAGGUCAGAUAGACGUGGCCAUCAAAGUGCUGAAGAAUGAGAAUGAGAAGCUGGUGAGGGAGGAGAUGAUGAGGGAAGCCGAGAUCAUGCACCAGCUGAGCAACCCCUUCAUUGUCCGAAUGCUCGGCCUCUGCAACGCUGAACAUCUGAUGUUGGUCAUGGAGAUGGCCUCUGCUGGACCGCUCAACAAAUUCCUCAGUGCCAACAGGGAUUCUGUAACUGCAGAGAACAUUGUCAACCUGAUGCACCAGGUGUCGAUGGGGAUGAAGUAUCUGGAGGAGAGGAACUUUGUGCACAGAGACCUGGCAGCUCGUAACGUCCUGCUGGUCAACCAACAGUUUGCCAAAAUCAGUGAUUUUGGGCUCUCCAAGGCCCUGGGAGCCGACAACAACUACUACAAGGCUCGCACCGCGGGUAAAUGGCCACUGAAGUGGUACGCUCCAGAAUCAAUAAACUUCCACAAAUUCUCCAGUAAAAGUGACGUGUGGAGUUUUGGUGUCACCAUGUGGGAGGCCUUUUCCUACGGAGGGAAGCCGUAUAAGAAAAUGAAAGGACCAGAGGUGAUAAACUUUAUCAAAAUGGAGAACCGCAUGGAGUGUCCAGCAGCAUGUCCAGAGCGAAUGUAUGCACUGAUGAUGGAAUGCUGGAUAUACAAGCAUGAAGACCGUCCAGACUUCAAGAAGGUUGAGGAGUCCAUGAGGUCGUACCAUUACUCCAUAUCGAACAAGGCCAAGCCGGAAGGAGCCGCAGCCGAAGCCGCUGCUGAGCCUGUCAAGUAGAAAGAAACAAGCCACAUUCUGUUCCAGUGCUGCACAAAGCUUCCUUUCAACUGGCCAUUAAACAACCCAAAACAAAGGGCUUUUUAUGAACGGUGCGCGCUGACCAGUAGCGAUACAGCUGAACGGGCCUCAGUGACAAUAAAUGUUCAUUUGUACCUCAGUGUGUCCCCCAUGUAAGGAGGACAUCUGUCUGUCUGUAGGGGUUUGAAUGUUAAGUGUCCUCACAUUAACAAACAAAAUACAUUUAUAUUGUGGUAUUUUGGACCGUAAUGGAUACGAUACAUGUACAAGUUGUCUCCACCUAAGAAAGGUUUAUUGGUUUUUUUUAUUAAUGUCAAAUAAAGUAGAACGAAACUGA